AUGCUGCCGCUGCGCUUUGGGGUGUCUGCAGCUCCGGCCCCGCGGUUUGACCUCGGCACCACCCGCUCUGCCCGGGGCACGGGGCCACAGCCAGGCUGCGGGUCCCUCAUCCAUGACCGUCCUGUCCUGAAGUUGCUGGUGCCCGGGGUGUCCCCCCCUCACGCCCAGGGAUCCCCUUGCGGCCGCCCACGUUCCCUGCUCAGGACGCCGCUGUUUGAGGCGGUUGCUCUGCCCGGCUACGCGGCCGUCCUUCGGCGAGGAGCCCGGACGUUCAGCACCGUGGACAGCGGCGGAGAAAGGGGCUGGCGGGGGACAGCAGAGCCGGGAGAGGGAGCGAGGGAACAGGGGGGCCGGGGGAGCGGGGGGCAGCACGACCCAAGGCACCUGCUGGCACCGACCGCUGUCCCGCCCAGCCCCUCUGUCGGGCACUGGAACGGAACCGGACCGGCGGCCUCCGACACCGCGGAGAGCACGGUCUGCCCCGCCGUCCCGCUGCCCCUCAGCCCCUUCCAGCCUCCAGGGACCCGCUCCCCGCCGCCCCCGUGCCCCUCGCUCCCGCCCCCCGCCUCCCGGUGCGUGCCUGGCGCUGACGUCAGCCCGGGCUCCGGGGCCGAUAUAACCCCCGGCCGCGCCGCCGGCUCAGCUCCCGCGGGACGGACCGUGCUGUCUCUGCCGCCAGCACCGGCAGCAAUAGGGAACGGGCACAGCGCACCGGGUUCGGAGGGACCGAGGAUGCGACGGGCGCUGCUCACCCUCCUGCUGCUGCUCGCCCGCCCGCCGCCCGUCGCCGCCCUCCCCGCCACCACCGACGGCUCCGUCCCGGCGGCCGGGAUCGGGGCUCGGGACCGCCCGCUCUGGCCGCCGCUGGCACCGCCGGCCUUGGGGCCGUGGAGAGGGCGGCGGGACGAGCCGCCACUUUCCAUCGACCUCACCUUCCACCUCCUGCGGCAUCUCCUGCUCCUCGCCCGCGCCCAGAGCCAGCGCGCCCGCGCCGACUCCAACCGCCGCAUCCUCGACGCCGUGGGGCGCUGAUCCUCCCUCCGGGACCGCCGGACCCCCCGGGAACCCCCGUAACCCCGGGUCUGCACCGGCCUCUGGCCACCGCCUCGGCCUCUGCGCUGUGGGGCGCCCGGCGCCUCACCGGCAAACGCACCCACACCGGCACCGGCUGCACCCUCCUUAGCCCCGGCGCUGGGGCGAGUGGGAGCGGAACCGGCCCCGGAACGGUCCUGCACCGAUUUGGUAAUAAAACGUGGUGGAAACCCGA
Molecule: messenger RNA, 1267 nt
Organism: Empidonax traillii (willow flycatcher)
Lineage: Eukaryota; Metazoa; Chordata; Aves; Passeriformes; Tyrannidae
Gene: UCN
Product: urocortin
Exons: 3
Coding region: 1-1032 (343 amino acids)
Cellular component (GO): extracellular region
Molecular function (GO): hormone activity
Source: RefSeq, a predicted model, not a curated record